CGUACUCCGACGACGCCAUUCAUUCGCUCGAUAUAACCUCAACCGGCAGAAGAUCACGUUUUGCGAUCCCGGCGAGAAUCUUCGAGAAAUAGACAGAGGUUGGAAAACUCCUUGGAGCAUCAAAUAUCGAAUUUAAUUUUAUUUCAAAAUGUUGCGUUUGCCUCGUGUUGUUCGCCAGACUGCUGCAUUCCACAAAUCAUAUCAAAACGCAAGAUUUUACGCCAAAGAUGUAAGGUUCGGUGCUGAUGUAAGAGCCCUCAUGCUCCAGGGCGUCGACGUCCUGGCUGACGCCGUCGCUGUCACAAUGGGUCCCAAGGGCAGAAAUGUGAUCUUAGAACAGUCCUGGGGCUCACCGAAGAUCACCAAGGAUGGAGUCACCGUCGCCAAAGGAGUGGAGCUCAAAGACAAAUUCCAGAACAUUGGAGCAAAACUGGUCCAGAAUGUGGCGAACAACACAAACGAAGAAGCCGGCGAUGGUACCACGACUGCCACCGUUCUUGCGAGAGCUAUCGCCAAGGAAGGUUUCGAGAAGAUCUCAAAGGGUGCGAAUCCCAUCGAAAUCAGAAGGGGCGUCAUGCUGGCGGUGGACGCAGUCAAGGACAAGCUGAAGACGAUGUCGAAGCCCGUCACGACACCGGAGGAGAUCGCGCAGGUCGCCACCAUCUCCGCCAACGGAGACACCGCCAUCGGCCAGCUCAUCGCCGACGCCAUGAAGAAGGUCGGCCGCGACGGCGUUAUAACCGUGAAGGACGGGAAAACGCUCACCGACGAACUAGAAAUCAUUGAAGGUAUGAAAUUCGAUAGAGGUUAUAUUUCACCAUAUUUCAUCAACUCUUCCAAGGGCGCCAAAGUCGAGUUCCAGGACGCACUAGUCUUGUUCUCAGAGAAGAAAAUCAGCAAUGUGCAGACUAUUAUCCCUGCUCUGGAGAUGGCCAACCAACAAAGGAAGCCACUGAUCAUCGUUGCUGAGGAUGUUGAUGGAGAGGCUCUCUCCACCUUGGUUGUUAACAGGCUGAAGAUUGGUCUCCAAGUGGCUGCAGUCAAGGCUCCAGGCUUUGGUGACAACCGCAAGGCCACCCUAAGUGACAUGGCUAUCGCUACCGGAGGUGUUGUGUUCGGUGAUGAUGCUAACCUUAUCAAAUUGGAAGAUGUCCAGCCCUCUGAUUUAGGUCAGGUUGCUGAGGUUGUUAUCACCAAGGAUGACACACUGCUACUCAAAGGAAAGGGCAAGAAGGCCGAUAUUGACAGGAGAGCUGAACAAAUCCGUGAUCAAAUCCAGGAAACCACCUCUGAGUAUGAGAAGGAGAAGCUGCAGGAACGUCUUGCCCGCUUGGCCUCGGGUGUUGCUGUACUUCACGUCGGUGGCUCCAGCGAAGUCGAAGUCAACGAGAAGAAGGACCGUGUCAAUGAUGCCCUGUGUGCCACCCGUGCUGCUGUUGAGGAAGGUAUCGUUCCCGGCGGAGGUUCAGCUCUCCUCAGAUGCAUUCCAGUACUUGAACAGCUCAAGACCGCCAACCCAGACCAGGCUACUGGUGUAGAAAUUGUCAAGAAAGCCCUCAGAAUGCCUUGCAUGACUAUUGCACGCAAUGCAGGAAUCGAUGGGUCUGUUGUUGUUGCCAAAGUUGAAGAUUUGGGACCUGAAUUCGGAUAUGAUGCGCUGAACAAUGAGUAUGUGAACAUGAUUGAGAAGGGCAUCAUUGACCCCACCAAAGUAGUCAGAACAGCGCUCACAGACGCCAGUGGCGUCGCGUCACUCCUGACGACAGCCGAGGCCGUCAUCUGCGACAUCCCUCAGGAGAAGGAGCCCAACCCCAUGGCUGGCAUGGGAGGCAUGGGCGGCAUGGGGGGAAUGGGCGGUAUGAUGUAAAUACCGAAUAGACUAUUGAUGCAUUUAGUAAUGUGAAUAAAGAACUAUGUUAUAAUAGUUACAUCACCUGUUGUGGGUAUGGCAAUUUAAUUGAUAUGUUCUAGUUGUAAAAAUUGUGGUGUGAAUGACUACGUAGUUUCCGUUUAUUUUAAUGAGUCUGAUUGUGUUACAAAUGUAGUAGAUUUAUUUAGUUAGUUAUAAUGUUGGCUGAAUUG
Molecule: messenger RNA, 2082 nt
Organism: Ostrinia furnacalis (Asian corn borer)
Lineage: Eukaryota; Metazoa; Arthropoda; Insecta; Lepidoptera; Crambidae
Product: heat shock protein 60A
Exons: 1
Coding region: 149-1867 (572 amino acids)
Biological process (GO): protein refolding
Molecular function (GO): ATP binding; ATP-dependent protein folding chaperone
Source: RefSeq, a predicted model, not a curated record